Messenger RNA from Jaminaea rosea, 520 nucleotides. RefSeq lists its product as hypothetical. Bases 168 to 395 code for a protein of 75 amino acids. The record is from RefSeq and is a predicted model, not a curated record. The transcript has a single exon. Lineage: Eukaryota; Fungi; Basidiomycota; Exobasidiomycetes; Microstromatales.
GUCCUGCAGCGCCUUGGCGGCUCUCGCCCGCUUCAAUGUCUGGCGCAGUCCUCCUGGGCACGAGAGCGCAGUCGAGACCCAUUCAAGUGAAGCUCGACAGAUGGCUGGCAAUUUCCCUCGUCUGGCGAAAGUGGUAGCAAGUUGAUGCCAUUGGGUCGCAGGGCCCCAUGAGCAGGUCGGCUCCCCUGUCUCUCCUCGCUCUCGCGAUCCGGGUCGAGGUGCCGGCGGACGGUAAUCGACUAGUCGUGCGACCUGUCGGUGGGCGACGCAUUGCGAGCUUGACAAGUUGUCGUUGCCCUCGAACUGACUCUGCUCUCGUGCCUGACCAGAGUGCACGGACGCCUACCGUUGACGACCUGAGCAACCCCCCGACCCCCGCAACAGCUCAUCUAUAAAGAGUCGAUCCCCCCAUUGUGUACCCUUUUCUCUCCUCAUCUCUUCAUUGAGGUAAACCACGCUCACCACCACCACCAAACCACCCCCAACCACUUUCAAACAGCAAUCAUGGGUAAGAAGGACA